Molecule: messenger RNA, 4149 nt
Organism: Closterium sp. Yama58-4
Lineage: Eukaryota; Viridiplantae; Streptophyta; Zygnematophyceae; Desmidiales; Closteriaceae
Source: the annotation of a GenBank genome assembly
AUGAGCAACCGCCAGGUGCAGGAGCUGUUGGUGCAGAAGGCAGCAGCGGGCGGCGGCCACGCUCAGGCGCGCAUAGAGGAGCUCACACACGAGCUGCAGGGCGCACGGGAAGAGCUGGGUCGCUGCAGGGAACACCUAAGGCUGUCUGAUGCUGCUAACGAGCAGCUGGCGAGACAAACAAAACAGAUGGAGGCGGAGAUGCAGCUGCUGGCUGCGCAGAACCUCUCCCUGGAGGAGCAAAUCAAGGCGUUGAAAGCUGCCAACAAGGAAAUCGCGCCCACUCCCAUCCCAUCGGCCGCGCGUGCUGCUGCUCCCAGCACCCUCAUUCCCACGCCUCUGGUCACCACCACAAGGGGCGCUCGUGCUGCUACUCCCAGCAGCGGCGGCUUUGGUACCGGCCUGGGGGCAGGCAUCAACAGGAACCUCGAAGAGGCGUUUUCUGGUGCCAAGGGGUCGUCUCUCAGGCAUGUGGGCAAGGAUCAGGAUAGGUUCAGGCAGCAGAGGUUGGAUUUGGACUCGGCUAUCAAAGGGAAGCUGGAGGCUGAGUGGGCUAACAGUGCGCUCAAGGCGAAUCUGAAGCUUCAAGAGCAGGAAGCGAGGGAGCUUGUAGAGAGGAUGCAGACCGAGGAGGGGAGGAGGCGUGAAGCGGAGAGGCUGGCGGAAGAGGCGGAGAGAGAGGUUCGGGAGGCGGCCGCCGCGGCUGCGGCGCUGGCUCGGGAGAAAGCUGCUGUGGAGGAACAGCUGCGUGCGAUUCAGGAACAGGUUCGGGAGCUCCAGGGUAGGGAGGAGCGGAGCGAGGAGGAGAGGAGGGAUUUGGAAGAGGCACUAAGGAGGGAGCGGGAUUUGGGGGAGGAGGCGGCUCAGUUGGCGGAGGCUGAGUGGAAGAAGACUCAAGAGGCGACUGCUAGGAGGAUUGCUGCUGAGAGGAGCCUUCAGAGGACUAUGGAUGAGGCGAAGAAUCUGAGGGGGUUGCUGGAUGACUCGGAAGAGACGAGGGCGAAGUAUGUGAGGCUGAAGCAUGAGCUAAGGGCGGCUCUGCAGAGGCUGGUGCAGGCGGCUGAACAGAAGGUGGAGGAUGAGAAGGCGUUGGAGAGGAUGAGGGAGGAGUUGGGUGCGGUGAGGGCGCAGGUGUUGAGUGCGGUGGAGAGGGCGGAAGAGGCUGAGAGGAGGGUGAGGGAGGGUGGAGUGGUGGGUGCUGUAGGUGAGGUGGUGGAGGGGGGAGUUGGGGGGAGUGUUGAGGGAGAUGAGGUGGCAGGUGGGGAGGGUGAUAAGGUGGAUGAGGGGAGUGAGGUGGUAGGGGCAGAGGAGAGUGUGAGGGAGGGAGAGGAGAGGGCGAGGGAGGGAGAGGAGGUAGAGAGGGUGAGGGAAGAGAAGGAGCAGGCUCAAAGGCUGGUGGAUGAACUUAUGAGGAGGGUCGAGGAAUUGGAGGCGAAGGGGCGGGAGGCUGAGAGGAAAGCGGAAGAGGAUACGCUGAGACUGGAGGAAGCAGCGAGGAAGGUACACGAGGCGCAGAAAGAAGCUGCUUUGGCAGGGGAGAGAUUGAGAGAGAGGCUGGGGGAGGGGGAGAGAUUGAGGGGGAGAGCGGAGGUGCUAGAGGGUCUGAUGCAGAGUGAGGAAUCAGAAGCAGUCAGGGCGAAUGCAGAGGUGAUGCUGCUGCAGGGGAUAUUGGAAGAUUUGGAAGGUAUGGGUCGGUUUGGAAUGGUGAAGAUGGAAGGAGAAGGGGGGCUGAAGCAGGGGCUUGGUCAGGAAGAGCUGGUGAGGGAGUUGUCGCGGGUACGAGAGGAGGUUGAGGGGAAAGAGGAGGUGAUCCGGAGGCAAAAGGAGGAGUUGGAGAGGAGUCAACGGGAGUUGGAAGAGGUGACGGUGAAGCUGGGAGUGUGGGAGGACACGUGGGGGGCCUGGGAGACUCACCGGCAAGAGGUGCAGUAUCAAGGGGGAAGCUGGGGGUUGUUGGGGUUGGUGGAAGGGGAUUUGGUGGCAGUGCCGGGGAAGGGGAGGAGGGAGAGCUUUGAGCUUGCGAUUGGUGCGAUAGGAGCGAGGAUCUGGGAUGGGAGGGUGAAGGAGAGGGAGUUGGAAGGGGAGGAACGGAGGGUGGAGAGGGCGAGGAGGGUGGUGGAGGAGAGGAGGAGGGAGGUGGAGGAGAAGAGGGGGAAUGCGGAGAGGAGGAAGGAUGAGGAGCAAAGGGGGGAUGAGGAGAGGAGGGGGGAUGAGGAGUCGAGGGAGGAUGAAGAGGCGGGUGAUGAAGAUAUGCAGGGAGAGAAGGAUCAAGAUGAGAUUCCAUCAGGCUUGGAGGCUAUCGAAGCGGAGAGAAACGAUCAGGAGGAGGUGGAGGAAAUGGGGGAGAUGGGGGAGAUGGGGGAGAUGGGGGAGAUGGGGGAGAUGGGGGAGAUUACACCGGCGGUGAAGGCAGAGGGGGAAGGGCAGCAAGCGAAGAAGAGGAGGAGGCAGACGGAGGAUGAGAGGAGAAUGGAGGAGGAGCAGCUGAAGGCCUCGUGUGCAGCGCUGGAGGAGCAGGGGGCACAGAUGGAUGCUGAACUGGCAGGGUUUAGGGCGGAGAGGGAGAAGCAGAGGAGGGAGGUGGAGCAGAUGCGAGCAGUAAGGGAGGUUCUGGAGCGGGAGAGGUGGCUGCUGGAUCAGAGGGGGGAGUCUGGGGUGGAGGAGAAGGUGGAGAGGGAGAAGGAGAAUGGGGAGGAGGAAACGGGGAAAGGAGAGGAUGAGGGGGAAAGGAGGAACGAGGAGGAGAAGGGAGAUGGGGAAGGGCUUGGGUUUGAAGAAUGUGGGGAGGAGCAUGGGACGGGGAUUCUGUGUACUCCUGUUCGUGCUGCUGACGUGGAAACAGAUGGGGUGUCAGCAGUGAGCGUGCAGCAGCCAUAUGCCACCCCGGAUUUUGAGGCGUCUCAACAGCCACAUGCCACUCCAGUGCUCUUCUCGGCAUCUCGUAAACUGGGGAGAGGAAGGCAGGGUGGGAGAAUGAGCUUGCCUGCGCGUUUAGAUGGAAGUGUGGUGUGUGCUGCUAGCGGGUUGGAGAGUGGGAGAGAGGGAGCGGUGGGGAGUGGUGAUGAGUGGUGGAGCAGGAGGAUGGAGAGGGAGAGGGAGCGGGUAAGGGAGAUGGAGAGGAAGGAGGGCGAGGUGAAGCAGCUGGUGAAGCAGCUGGUGAAGCAGAUUGAAGUUCUUCAGAAGGAGCAAAUGCGGUCAGAGGCAGUGCUGCAUAGGAGCAUGGCGGACAAGUGCCUGCAGAAGAACCACACGCUCUCUCAGGAGAACGCCCACCUCAAGCAACAACUGGAGGGCGUGCAGCAGCAGCUGGAGAGGGUAGAGGGCGAGCUGGCGAGGCUGGUGGGGCAGCACAACCUGAAGCAGCGCAUUCACAUGUUCGACAAGGUCAAGGUGUGUUGGGGUGUGGAGGCUGGUGGGUUGGAUAACAGCACUCUGAGGGCGCAGAACGAGGAGCUAGGAGCAGCAGUGAAGCGCAUGGAGGGGCGGGUGAGACGGUUGGAGGCGGAGGUGGGGCGGCACAGGAAGAAGGCGGGGCAGGUGGAGAAGAUUGAUUAUGAUGAGGAGGCGAGGCUGCAACAAAGACUGGAGCACGAGAUCAAGGUGGGGAAGGCAGAGAAGAUUGAUUAUGAUGAGGAGGUGAGGUUACAGAAGCGACUGGAUGUGGGUGGUGGCGGUCUAACUGCUACCUCCCCCCCUCCACUCUGCCCCAAAAGAGCUGAAGACCCUCCCAAGCUGCCCAUUUGUGCUGACGUGGCACAGAAGCUGCUCACUGUCUGCCACGCUGUCCUCCAGAUCACUGAGGGUACAGCAAACGACCAUGCAGCUGUUUCGGAUGGGCGUGAUCCAGAGAAUGGCAGUGACAGCAGUGUGGGAGAGGGGUCGUUAGGUGCGGACCCAUCGGGCGCAGCCCUUGCAGCUCUGAACGCGCUCAAGUUUAGAAUCAAGGCUGCAGAGGAUGAGAUCAGCGACCUCAAGUUCCAGGCACGCAUGGCUGCAGAGAAGGCAGACCUGCGUGAGCUUCGAGAGAAGAAUGCCAUCGGUCACACGGCGCAAGUGCUCUCUCCUCCUCUUCCACCCCAGUUCUUGCCGAUGCUGGACUCCAUCCCUGCAUUGACGGAUGGGAAUGCACUAGCCACUGUUGGGGCACCUUGA